AUGUCUCCUCCAAAUGCUUUUGGCAAAGAGGGCUACUAUGAUGGUUUCAAUCCAGGUGACGCCGAAAAGGGCGAUUAUGAUCGUACGAAGCGCAAGAUGAGCCGGAUUGACCGUCCGAUCACCAAGUCCAUUUCCGGCACCACGGACGACGAUGCAUCGGAUCCGAGCAUUUCGGUGGGCAAGCAGAUGGAGUUGGAAGCCGGAAACGCGAUCAAGUACAGGACGUGCAGCUGGUACAAGACUGCAGCUUUGCUGUUUUCCGAGUACAUCUGCCUGGCGAUCAUGUCGUUCCCAUACUCAUACUCGGUUCUCGGCCUUGUGCCUGGCCUGAUCUUGACGGUGGUCGUGGCCGGCUUGGUCUUGUACACAUCACUCGUCGUUUGGGAGUUCUGUCUCCGCCAUCCUGAAGUCAAGGACGUCUGCGAUAUCGGCCAAAUGCUGUUCUGGAACCAACGCUGGGCGUGGUGGUUCACCGCUGUCAUGUUCCUCCUGAACAACACCUUCAUCCAAGGCUUGCACGUCCUCAGUGGCGCAAAGUACCUCAACACCAUCAGCAAUGGCGGCCUCUGCACUGUCGGUUUCAGCGCCAUCAUGGCCAUAAUCUGUUUCGUCUCGUCGCUGCCGCGCACUUUCGACACCUUGGCAAAGCUGGCAACCUUGAGCGCCUUCUUCACCUUCAUAUCAGUGCUCCUUGCAACUAUCUUUGCUGGCAUUGAGGCUCAUCCUGGAGGCGUCACUGGCUCCAAGUGGCCCGCUCUCGGCCCACCUGUCGUCCUGGCCAUCCCGGCGAAGGGUACCACCUUCGUGGCAGGCAUGAAUGCGUUCAUGAACAUCAGCUAUACCUUCAUCGGGCAGAUCACCAUUCCUUCUUUCAUCGCCGAGAUGAAGGAGCCGAAGGACUUCCCUAAGGCUUUGUGGGCCGUCACCAUCGCCGAGGUCAUCGUCUUCUCGCUCGCUGGCUCCAUCAUCUACGCUUAUACCGGCACGAACUACAACACGGCACCGGCCUUUGGCUCGCUUGGCAACCCAGUCUUCCUCAAAGUCAGCUUUAGCUUCAUGAUCCCGACACUGAUCUUCUUGGGUGUGUUGUACGCCUCGGUCUCCGCCCGCUUCAUCUUCUUCCGCAUCUUCGCAGGCACCCGUCAUCUCGGCAGCAACACCCUCCUCGGCUGGUCCAGCUGGGCCGGGAUCCUUGCGGUCACCUGGGUCCUCGCCUUCAUCAUCGCGGAGGUGAUUCCUUUCUUCGCCGAUCUGCUUUCGUUGAUGAGCUCGCUGUUUGACAGCUUCUUCGGCUUCAUCUUCUGGGGCGUCGCCUAUCUUCGCAUGCGGCGCGCAGAGUAUGGCCCCAACUUCUGGAAGUCAAGAGGCUUGCGAGGCAUGCUUGGCGCUGCACUCAACGUUGGCUGUAUCCUGAUCGGCCUGCUCUUCUUGAGUGCUGGGACAUAUGCAUCGGUGGAGAGCAUCGUUCAAGGCUAUGCCUCCGCGACCUUUGGUGGGCCUUUCAGCUGCGCCAAUAACGGCUUGUAA
Molecule: messenger RNA, 1527 nt
Organism: Baudoinia panamericana UAMH 10762
Lineage: Eukaryota; Fungi; Ascomycota; Dothideomycetes; Mycosphaerellales; Teratosphaeriaceae
Exons: 3
Coding region: 1-1527 (508 amino acids)
Biological process (GO): amino acid transmembrane transport
Cellular component (GO): vacuolar membrane
Molecular function (GO): amino acid transmembrane transporter activity
Source: RefSeq, a predicted model, not a curated record